CGACUAGCUGCCCGCCGAUCUCCUGCCUCGCCUCGCUGCACCGGAUAACCUGCGUCCGCGCGCACCGGGUGGGGAGUUCGCGUAGCGGACUGAGCCUGCGCGAAGUCGGCGGAGACGCGUGCCUACGGGAAGGUGGCCGGGAAGGAGGGCCUGGCCCUAGAGGGGAAAAGCCAGAGAUGGACCUUGUGAGAUUCGUCCGGCUCUUCUCCGGCCCUCGCCCAGUGGGACUGUAUGCCCUUCAGCACCUUGACCCUCUCAGAGCCAAAUGGGCAGGAGGCAGGGAGGGGCCUAAAUGGCUGAGGGCUGUGGGGCUGACACAAGCCUGCAGCAGCUCCCCCUCUCAACUGCCCCUUGGCCAGGGGAACCAGAAGAACAGGAGCAGCGUCAGCUCUGACCUGAGCCAGCCUGGCCCCAUGGCCACUCAGGAGGAAGAGGAAGAGAGCUUUGGGACCCUCUCCAACAAAUAUUCCUCAAGGAGAAUGUUCCAAAAAUCGACAGCCCAGUUGUAUAACCUACGGCUCAGGGAACAGAGUGUUGAUGAAGAUGAGGAGAGGGACCUGGAGCCAAAGCCAUGGCGGGGCCGGAAAAACACCCCUUACUGGUACUUCUUCCGGUGCAAACACCUGAUCAAAGAAGGAAAGCUGGCAGAGGCCCUGGAGCUGUUUGAGAGGCAGAUGCUGAAGGAGGAGCGACUCCAGCCCCUCGAAUGCAACUACACGGUGCUGAUCGGGGGCUGCGGGCGAGCCGGAUACCUGAAGAAGGCCUUCAGGCUCUACAAUGAUAUGAAAAAGCGGGACCUGGAGCCUUCAGAUGCCACAUAUACGGCCCUGUUCAACGUCUGCGCUGAGUCCCCCUGGAAGGACUCUGCUCUGCAGAGUGCUCUGAAGCUCCGGCAGCAGCUCCAGGCCAGAAACUUCCAGCUCAACUUGAAAACAUACCAUGCACUGCUGAAGAUGGCCGCCAUGUGCGCAGACCUCAGGAUGUGCCUCGAUGUGUUCAAGGAAAUUGUCCAGAAAGGGCAUGCAGUCACCGAGAGGACCUUCAGCUUGCUGCUCAUGGGCUGCAUCCAGGACAAGAAGACGGGUUUUCGAUAUGCCCUGCAGGUGUGGAGGCAGAUGCUGAGUCUGGGGCUGCAGCCAAGCCAGCAUGGUUACAACCUGCUCCUGGGGGCAGCUCGAGACUGCGGCCUGGGGGACCCGGAGGUGGCCUCGGCACUGCUCCUGAGGCCCAGGGAGGAGACAGUCUUGCUCCAGCCCCUGGCAGGUGGGUUUCGGGCAAGGAGGAGAGCCCAGGCCCGGGGGGGCGACGGUAUGUCAGUCAGGCUGGACGUGGAGGCCCUGGAGAGGCAGCUGUUUCUGGAACCUUCUCAGGUGCUUGAGGGCCCUCUGGAGCCUCAGGAAGCCAGAGGCCCCAGCAAGGCCCAGCCCGAAGUGGAAACCAAGACAGAGCCUGACCACAUGAUGGCCCUCACUUCUUUGGCCCCAGAGCCUUCUCCCCGGGGGCCGGAGACCAACCUCCUGACCUUGGGAGCAGUCUCCCCAGCUGUGGUCUCCUUUGGGACUGUGACCACCCCGGCUGACCGGCUAGCCUUGAUGGGGGGCCUGGAGGGCUUCCUGGGCAAGAUGGCAGAGCACGGGCUCCGACCCAACAUCAAAACCCUCACACUGCUUGCUGAGGUGUUGGAGCCCGGGAGUCCCGCGGAGUCCUCACUGCUGACCGUCCUGGACAUGCACCAGGUGGAGGCUGAUGUGACGUUCUUCAACACGCUGAUGAGGAAGAAGAGCAAGCUUGGAGAUCUGGAGGGGGCGAAGGCUCUGCUACCACUCCUGGCAAAGAGGGGGAUCCUUCCCAACCUGCAGACGUUCUGCAACCUGGCCAUUGGGUGCCACAGGCCGGGGGACGGCCUGCGACUACUCGCAGACAUGAAGAAAUCCCAGAUGACUCCCAACACCCACAUCUACAGCACCCUCAUCAACGCCGCCCUCAAGAGGCUGGACUACACCUAUCUCAUUGACAUCCUGAAGGACAUGAGGCAGAACAGAGUCCCGGUGAAUGAGGUGGUCAUCCGCCAACUGGAGUUUGCAGCCCAGUACCCACCCAGCUUUGAUCGGUACAAAGAGAAAAACACCUACUUGGAGAAGAUUGAUGGCUUCCGAGCUUAUUACAAGCAGUGGCUGAAAGUGAUGCCAGCAGAGGAAACCCCCCACCCGUGGCAGAAGUUCCGGACCAAGCCCAGGGGGAACCAAGACGCCAUCACUGAGGCUGACAUGGACAGAGGCCUUGGAGGCAGGUGAAGGGAGGCCCCGGGGACUUCCGGCAGAGCUGGAACAGAGUGCGUGGUGUUUACAGGGCUCCAUGGGAGCCCCGGGAUGCUUUCCAUAGCUGACCCACAAAUGUGUUCCAGUGGCCUCCAGCGCAAGGGAAUGGUCGGGCCCAGAGGAAGCGCUACAGCAUUCUGCAGGCAUAGGUACGAGGACACACUGGGCCCAGGGCCUGACGAGUCCAUGGCAGGUCCAAGAGCAGACCAGCUGACCUUGGCACGCCCUCUCAGGUCAUCCUUGCCCCCAUCACCGAUGGGGAAAGUGAACUGGCUCGGAGUCACACACCACCUACAAGGUAGAGUCAGGAUUGAGUCCCAAGGGUGACGGGUCCCUGGGGUCUGGUGCUCACCCACUGGGUUCUACAGAUGGCUGGCUCUCUGAAAGAACAAAUGCAGGGCCCAAAAGGUUUAAAAGUUUUAUUUCUACAAAUCACAGCUGAUAAACACCAAAGCUUUAAUAUGUAGAGACCAUGCUCCCACUCGGGCCUGGAGCACCGCUCUGAGAGAAGAGCUGCUCCCAGGAGAGGGCGUGAUGCGACGGGCAGAAACCUGCGAAGUCCAAGGUUCAGGGUGAAGAGAGGUCAGGGCCCGAGGGCCUCAGCCAGAGCAGCCCCGACAGCCGCAGUGCGUGCACUCGAUGAUCCGGCCCUGCAACAGAGGACAGCUGAGACACCGCACUUCCACCACGUGUCACCCCUCCCCCCACACGCAGCAAUCCUCCCACCAAGAAGGUGGUGGGACAUUCACGGUCUACCGUGACACUCUUCAAAAAGCCCUUCAUGAUGGAUGGAAACAGCUACUGUGGACCCUGAAGCUACACUUCUGUGCACUUAAUAUAUGCAAAUUCUAUGUACAUGCUUAUCCCCCCCACCACAAAAGGAAAAAAAAAAACCUGUGAGCAAUUCUUGUUAUUCUAUGAAGUGAGCAUGACACACCCUUCAAUACGCUGGAAGUUGGGUCUGUGUACUACUUGGGGCUCAGUGCCAGGGGCCUCUGGGCUGGGGAACUUUCUAGUGGGGGCGCCGGGAAAGAGGAUGUACACCUGAAUCUGUAUGGCAGCCGAAGAGUCCUAUCCCCUGGAC
This is a messenger RNA of Acinonyx jubatus (cheetah), 3402 nucleotides long. RefSeq names its product pentatricopeptide repeat domain 1 (gene PTCD1). Gene Ontology annotation, biological process: tRNA 3'-end processing. The record is from RefSeq and is a predicted model, not a curated record. Gene Ontology annotation, cellular component: mitochondrial matrix. Bases 177 to 2294 code for a protein of 705 amino acids. Gene Ontology annotation, molecular function: tRNA binding; protein binding. NCBI's taxonomy places the organism in Eukaryota, Metazoa, Chordata, Mammalia, Carnivora, Felidae. The transcript has 9 exons.